Triplophysa rosa is the source of this 4231-nucleotide messenger RNA. It is a transcript of the gene trim3a, whose product is annotated as tripartite motif containing 3a. The record is from RefSeq and is a predicted model, not a curated record. Gene Ontology annotation, biological process: proteasome-mediated ubiquitin-dependent protein catabolic process; protein polyubiquitination; negative regulation of translation. Lineage: Eukaryota; Metazoa; Chordata; Actinopteri; Cypriniformes; Nemacheilidae. The transcript is spliced from 14 exons. Bases 355 to 2679 code for a protein of 774 amino acids. Gene Ontology annotation, molecular function: ubiquitin protein ligase activity; protein binding; zinc ion binding.
GCGCACCAAAGCACGGCACAUACUGUAAAUAGAUGAUAGCCUGUAUUUUAAAUGUAUUCAAGUGUGAGAGAAAAGAAAUUGCUUUCAGGCGAAAGACGAGACCAGCUCUGGGAGAAUUUUCAGCGCUCUGUCUGCAGUUGGCUGCGUUAAUUUCCACAAGCUGAAAGUGAAAGAUUCCAAGGAGCUUUGCGGAGGAGGAAACAUCUUUACAGUGUAGCCAUGAGGAACUUGGUGUUUUGGGGAGUUUUCUGAUCCGAGGAUGUGAGGGAUGAGUCUGCAGCACGUCUUACUGCUUCUGGUGUGUUCAUGCAUCACCCUUCACUCAGUUGGAGAGGACUCCGUUUCGUCAUUUGAAUGCCUCUCACGAUGGCUAAGCGGGAGAGCGGCAGCACCAGCCCGGUGGUGCGUCAGAUAGACAAGCAGUUCCUGGUGUGCAGCAUCUGUCUGGAGCACUAUCACAAUCCUAAAGUUCUGCCCUGUCUCCACACCUUCUGCGAGAGAUGUCUCCAGAACUACAUCCCUCCUCAGUCGCUGACCCUCUCUUGCCCGGUGUGCAGACAGACCUCCAUCCUGCCUGAAAAGGGUGUUGCUGCUCUGCAGAACAAUUUCUUCAUCACUAAUCUAAUGGAGGUGUUGCAGAGAGAGCAGGACUGCACCCGUCCCGAAGCCUCGAGUGGGCUGGAGUCAGCCGGUGCUGCCACAUAUGCCCCGCCCCUCUCAUGCCCCAACCAUGAGGGCAAGGUCAUGGAGUUUUACUGCGAGUCCUGUGAAACAGCCAUGUGUUUGGAAUGCACUGAAGGAGAACACAGAGAACAUGUGACUGUUCCACUGCGGGACGUCCUAGAACAACACAAAGCAGCACUGAAGAACCAGCUAGAUGCAAUCCGCAACAGGCUUCCACAGCUGACCGGGGCUAUAGAGCUGGUAAAUGAUAUCUCCAGACAGCUAACAGACAGGAAGAACGAAGCUGUUUCGGAGAUCAGCAAUACGUUCGAGGAACUGGAGAAAGCACUACACCAGCGUAAGACUGCCCUUAUCACUGACCUGGAGAACAUCUGCACCACCAAACAGAAGGUGCUACAAAGCCAACUGUCUGCAUUAUUGCAGGGAAAAGAGAACAUCCAGAGUAACUGUAGCUUCACCGAACAGGCCCUAAACCACGGCAGCCCCACCGAAGUUCUCCUGGUGCAGAAGCAGAUGGGAGAGCGGAUGGGGGCUCUUGCCCGCCACGCCUUCCCUGAGCAACCCCACGAAAACGGACACCUUGACUGUCAGGUGGAGACAGAGGGGUUGCGUCGCUCCAUCCAGAACCUGGGAGUCCUGCUAACCACCAGCGCCGUGGGCCACACCAGCGUAGCGACUGGAGAGGGUCUCAGACACGCUGUCAUGGGUCAGAAUACCACUGUUACAGCCACCACUAAGGACAAAGACGGUGAACUAGUCAAGACUGGAAAUGCGGCACUGAGGGCUCAGAUCACCGGGCCUGAUGGAACGGUCACCGCAACGGAGAUAACGGACAACAAGAACGGCACCUAUGAGAUCGGCUACACCCUCCGUGCGGAGGGCGAGUUUUCCUUCUCUGUCCUGCUCUACGGACAGCCCGUGAGGGGCAGCCCCUUCCGCCUGAGGGCCAUCAAACCCUGCGACGCCCCGCAGUCUCCCGAUGACGUUAAGAGGCGUGUGAAGUCCCCAGGAGGAGGAGGCGGGGGCGGAGGGCACGUUCGGCAGAAAGCGGUCCGCAGACCCUCGAGCAUGUACAGCACCACGAAGAAGAAGGAGAACCCAAUAGAGGAUGACCUCAUCUACAGAGUGGGAACGAGAGGAAGAGAAAAGGGGGAAUUCUCCAACCUGCAGGGUAUCUCCACCACCAGCACUGGACGAAUCGUGGUAGCUGACAGCAACAACCAGUGCAUACAGGUGUUUUCCAACGAUGGUCAAUUCAAUCUGAAGUUUGGGGUCAGAGGUCGCUCUCCUGGCCAGCUGCAGCGACCCACCGGCAUCGCUGUGGACAUGAACGGUGACAUCAUCGUGGCUGACUAUGACAACAGAUGGUUGAGCAUCUUCUCUCCUGACGGCAAGUUUAAGAACAAAAUCGGCGCAGGCCGGCUGAUGGGUCCUAAAGGAGUCGCCGUGGAUAAGAACGGACACAUUAUCACAGCAGAUAACAAAGCUUUCUGCGUCUUCAUCUUCCAAUCCAACGGCAAGCUGGUGACCAAAUUUGGUGCCAAGGGAACAUCAGAGAGGCAGUUUGCAGACAAAAGUGCUCCAAAUACGCCAACUGAGCCAAAGCAGAGUAAAUCCGGCCCUGCCUUCAGUCCACAUUUCGUGGCUAUAAACAACAAGAAUGAAAUUAUUGUGACAGACUUCCACAAUCAUUCUGUGAAGGUUUACAAUGCCGACGGGGAGUUCCUGUUUAAAUUCGGCUCUCAUGGAGAAGGGAACGGGCAGUUUAAUGCACCCACAGGUGUGGCUGUGGAUGGAAAUGGGAAUAUUAUUGUUGCAGACUGGGGCAACAGUAGGAUACAGGUGUUUGACAGUUCUGGCUCUUUCCUGUCAUACAUCAAUACGACGGCAGACCCUCUGUACGGCCCCCAGGCUCUCGCUCUCACGUCCGAUGGUCACGUAGCCGUGGCAGACUCUGGAAACCACUGUUUCAAAGUCUAUCGAUACCUGCAGUAGAGACCGUGAUGAAAGGUUUAGCAGGUAUACUGUAAGGUUCACGUCUCUUCUGCAUUUCAUGUUUUCCUUUGCACAUAAUUCGGCACAACAUUUUUUCCAGAAGACAAUUGACUGGUUUUAAGUUGACGUGUCGUAAACGAACCCAGGGUUUAAUGAAUGUUGCAACCGUAUCCGAUUGAUUUACAUGAAUAAUUUCCAAACUGAAUGUACAGUCAUAUUAAACACAAAUAAUAACACUCAAGUUUCACCAGAUAUUGACUAAGGCAGCUAUCCGUACGCUUUCAAAGGACAAAGCAUUAUGUGCUGUUUUCCAAAAUAUCAAGCUACUUUGUAAACCAAUUUAUGAAAUCAAACUGGGAUUUUAAUGGUUGAAAUAUAUAUUGUAAGCAUUUCUUCAGCAGUUCAUUAACGCUUUAGCUUUAGAAUGACCUGUAGAGGACGCUGUUACACAUCGACCAGCCAUUCGUGCUUUGAGUAGUUGUACACGUGUAUGCAUUUAUAUCAUACGGUGUAAAUUGAUCGCCAUUGGUUUGCUGUAAACUGUAUGGUUUUGGAAACUCUUACUGCGCUAAAGCUCGAUAUUUAAAGUAACCCGGCUGUUAAUGUAAACUGGCUUUUAGUAAAGCUGCUUCAAGGUUUCUCGUGCCUCCACUUUCAAAAGCUCCUUCAUAUCACUCAUCACAACAGCGCAAUUCACAUAUUGCAUGAUCUUUUUUUCUGCUUAUGUUAAAAAGGUAAAGUUAAUUUUAUUUUGUACACGCUCUUGUAAUGUACAUGUUAUUUUUUUUAAGUUAAAAGUAUUUUGUUUAUUUGCAAGCUCAAUGCCGUCAGUGGUCAAGAAAUGAUCGAGUGGAUACGGCUAAUGUGUUGUGAAGUGUUUUCAUGCACAGAACAAAGGGAAUGUGUCAUAACAAAAUAAUGGAAAUUGAAAAAAUGUUCAACAAUAAGCCAUUUUAUGCAUUUUACGUUGCCAAAUUCGAGAUAAAAAAAGCAGGGUACUGUUCACAGUUUACCAUAUUACUGAAGAAUUUACUACUGUUUUUUUAUUUUAAAUUUUUGUUCGAUUCUUAUGAAUGUAAGAAAAAACUGUGACAAAAAGAUCAGUUUUAUCAUUUUGGUCCAGAUGUCACACUAUUAGAAUACACAGCCGAAAUGAAUUGAAUCAGAUGAGCAUUUGUACUUUAUUUGGAGAACGUUUCUAUUCUGAUAAAACUUAUUCUGAACAAAUGUGCACAAGCGAUGGAAAGCGAGUGCUGUUUAAGACAAUACUACAGUAUUCUGUAAUAAAACGACAGUGUAACAGAACACAAGGCAUUUUAAAUUUGGUGUAUUCUGCAAUAAUCCUCAAAUAUGUAUCAGAAAUGUACCGUCUCAAAAACUAGCCCUAAGAUGAGUAUGUAUUUAUAAUAUGGGCAGUCAGAGAUGUUUUAUAAAGUAAUAUCUGAGGUUAUUGUAAUAAAGUUCUUCCCUUUAUGUAACAGAUUAAGAGUAAAGUGAAUCUACUGUAUUGCCAAUAUUACAAACCUUACACAUUAAAAUCGAAACUGAAAUG